Molecule: messenger RNA, 1689 nt
Organism: Leptosomus discolor (cuckoo roller)
Lineage: Eukaryota; Metazoa; Chordata; Aves; Leptosomiformes; Leptosomidae
Source: RefSeq, a predicted model, not a curated record
CCUGGCUGCCCACCACCUCCACCUCCUCUAGUCCCUGGCUGCCUGCCGCCCCCAGGGCUGCCAGGCCUCUCAGCAAUGGAUGGCCCCUCCCAAGCCAAGAAGAAGAGGACAGUGAAGCUCUUCUGGAAGGAGCUGAAGCAGCUGGAUGGCACUGUGGGGCCAGGCAGGUUCGGCCAGGCAACACUGUGGGCAUCCCUGCAGAACGUUGAGGUCAAUGCUGCCAAACUGGAGCAUCUCUUUGAGUCACGGUCAAAGGAAGUGCCAACUUCAAAGAAGGCCAUCGAUGGGAAGAAGGUAGUGGUGGUGCUGGACCCCAAGAGGAGCAAUGCCAUCAACAUUGGCCUUACAGUGCUGCCACCCAUGCACAUCAUCAAGACGGCUGUCCUCAACUUUGACGAGUUUGCGGUCAAUAAGGAAGGGAUUGAGAAAAUCCUGACCAUGGUCCCGACUGAGGAGGAGAAGCAGAAGAUCCAGGAGGCCCAACUGGCCAACCCUGAUGUGCCCUUGGGCUCUGCGGAACAGUUCCUCCUUGCCCUGUCUUCCAUCAGUGACCUCACGGCCAGGCUCCAGCUCUGGGCCUUCAAGCUGGACUAUGAGAGCCUGGAGCAGGAGAUUGCAGAGCCGCUCUUUGAUCUGAAGGUGGGCAUGGAGCAGCUGGCCAGAAAUCACACCUUCAAAUGCAUCCUUGCCACACUGCUGGCCAUGGGCAACUUCUUGAACGGCUCCCAGAGCAGAGGCUUUGAGCUGGGCUACCUGGAGAAGGUCUCAGAAGUGAAGGACACAGUGCACCGGCAGUCCCUGCUCCACCAUCUCUGCCAGAUGGUGGUAGAGAAGUUCCCAGAAACCACCGACCUCUACUCAGAAAUUGGCUCCAUCACCCGUUCCGCCAAGGUUGACUUUGAUGAGCUGGCCAACAGCCUGGUGCAGCUGGAGCGGAGGUGCAGGGCCUCCUGGGACAACCUGAAGGUGAUUGCCAAGCACGAGACCAAGCCAGUGCUGAAGAGCAAGCUGACAGACUUCCUCAAGGACAGCACCCAACGCAUUGUCGUCUUGAAGGUGGUGCACAGGCGUGUCCUCAACAGGUUUCACUCCUUUCUGCUGUACCUGGGGUACCCGGCAAGUACGGCACGGGACGUGAAGGUGACUCCCAUCUGCAAGCUGCUGCGGGAGUUCGCCCUGGAGUACCGCACGUGCCGGGAGCGCGUCCUUCAACAGCAGAAGAAACGAGCUGCCCAUCGCGAGCGCAACAAGACUCGGGGACGGCUCAUCACUGAGACUGAGAAGUUCUCCGGCAUUGCCGAAGCUGCUUCACCACCCGCUGUGGUGUCCAGUGGCCCCAUGGAGCAGAUGGAAGCAGGUCACGAGAGCAUGAAGAGCCUGCUGACCUCCCCCACGGAUGUCCCUGCCCGCCGCAGCCGGGCCAGCCAGGGGACAGGGCAUGCCACCCCGGCCCAGGGCUCUCCAGCCCAGGAGGACAUUCCCAGCUCCCCAGAUGAUGCUUCAGAUGAAAUCAUGGACCGGCUGGUGAAAUCGGUGACUCACAACACCAACCCCCGGCCCUGUGCCAACAAGGAGCGCAGGAGGUCCCGUGGCAAUAGGAAGUCCUUGCGACGGACACUGAAGAGCGGGCUCAGUGAUGACCUGGUGCAGGCGCUGGGCCUGGGACGGGCACCUGGCAUGGAGGUUUGA